Molecule: messenger RNA, 1685 nt
Organism: Linepithema humile (Argentine ant)
Lineage: Eukaryota; Metazoa; Arthropoda; Insecta; Hymenoptera; Formicidae
Gene: Tssk
Product: testis-specific serine/threonine-protein kinase 3-like
Biological process (GO): protein phosphorylation; intracellular signal transduction
Cellular component (GO): cytoplasm
Molecular function (GO): protein serine/threonine kinase activity; ATP binding
Source: RefSeq, a predicted model, not a curated record
UCCAAGUAUAAUGGCUGCGUUCGAAUGAGACGCAAAUCUUCACUUUCCUCCCGUCGCACACCAAGCGCAAGCUGGCCCCGGGCUUGUCCAAAAUUCUAGUGCUCGCAGCCGCUUCAAAUGACCGAACGGAUUCGCCUUUGUCGUUAGAAGUAUCAAUGUAGCAGUGAGGCGCGAAUUUCAGUCAGGGUGCUAGGUGUCGUGUCCGAACAGAAAUCGUGUCGACGGAACCUGCUGCCGUUGCCGAAGAAUCGACGUGCGAAAACGGGAGCGAGAGAUAAAGAGAUUCUUAGUAAAUUCUUUAAGACACAUACACACGUACGAGGUGGAAGUGACAAGAGAUCGAAGAUUCAAGCGACUCUCUGUCUUCGAGAAGUAGUCAAUGAUGAGGAAUCGAUGAAGGAUCACUGGCAUGGCCACGCGACUCAGCCCCGAAACUCGGAGGUGAACGCUCUCGAGCAGAGGGGCUAUCUCAUCGGCAAGAAGAUCGGACAGGGCUCUUACGCGACUGUCCAUCUGGCAGAGUAUAUCGAUGGAACGAGUUCCAAGAGAAUGCGUCUGGCCUGUAAGAUUUUUGACAAGGAAAAAGCACCGCCCGAUUUUUUGGAGAAGUUCUUUCCCCGCGAGCUCGAGAUUUUAACAAAAAUAGAAAAUCCGCAUAUUAUUCAAGUACACAGUAUCCUGCAGCGCGGCCCGCGUGUCUUCAUCUUCAUGCGCUACGCCGACAACGGCGACCUGUUAGACUUCGUCAAGAAUAACGGGGUCGUGCCAGAACAGCAGUCACGACUCUGGUUUCGUCAGAUGGCGUCCGGCCUGCACUAUUUGCACGGCAAGAACAUCGCCCACCGGGAUCUCAAGUGCGAGAACAUACUACUCUCGCGCAAGUUCAAUGUAAAACUGCCAGACUUCGGUUUCGCCAGAUUCUGCAUGAAUCACGAGGGCAGGCGGGUCCUCAGCCAGACGUACUGCGGCUCGGCGGCCUACGCCGCGCCGGAAGUCGUCGCCGGCACACCGUACAAUCCGAAAUUGGCGGACGUGUGGUCGCUCGGUAUCAUCCUCUUCAUUAUGCUGAACGGAACGAUGCCGUUCGACGAUGAGAAUCUGCCGAAGCUUCUCAAGGAUCAGAUGUCGCGGAAUUGGGUGUUCAGAUCGCGCGUCCGAGACAAGGUGUCCACGCUGGCUAAGAAUAUCGUUCGGCAAAUUCUCGAGCCGGACAUCACCCUCAGGCUGACCCUCGAAAGAGUGUUGAGCCACGAGUGGGUGAGAGCGAGGAAGGAGAGAACGGGCUCCAUUGCCGGCAGGCUUGUCCAUUCAGCGCCGCCGAGUCAUACUCCGAUGUGUAGAGGCGGUAAUCUAGGCGGGUCGGAUGCUGCAGGAACCGGAAAUGUAUCUAUUGUCGCGAGGGCACUCCUUGCAUUAAGAAAUUUAGAAAAUCACCAUCAACCGUCCUCGAAAAUGGUAAAUAACUCGGGGAAAGAUUCACAACUGCCUAUCAUUGUCGGAUAAAGAGAAGAUUCUUGAGGAGAAUUGGUCAAUCAAGAUAUACAAAAUUGGAAAUACAGAAGAUUUCAAGCUAACAAUUUCAAAUAGCCAUUUUCGAAGAUAUUUACACUUGUCUUUUAUAGUAUUUUUCUUAAUUUUCUAUUGAUCGCGAUCAAUGGAAAUUUACAUAAUGUUGAUAAUGUAUU